AUGGCUGAACCACAAUCAUCGCUUUUACUGAAGAAACAAUUAGCGGAUUUAAAGCGAUUUCCGGUUGAGGGUUUUAGUGCGGGUUUAGCGAGCGAAGAGGACAUUUACAAAUGGGAAGUGCUCGUCAUUGGACCACCGGAUACUUACUAUGAGGGUGGUUUCUUUAAAGCACUACUCGAAUUUCCGAAAGAUUACCCACAACGCCCACCAAAAAUGAGAUUCGUCUCAGAGAUGUGGCAUCCGAAUAUUGGACCUGACGGACACGUUUGUAUUUCGAUUUUGCAUGAGCCUGGUGACGAUCGAUUCGGCUACGAAAAGCCUGAAGAGCGAUGGCUUCCUGUACAUACAGUGGAAACGAUUCUCCUCUCUGUGAUUUCAAUGUUAACUGAUCCGAAUUUCGAGUCACCGGCUAAUGUCGACGCUGCAAAAAUGCAACGCGAAAGUCUGGCUGAGUUCAAAAAGCGAGUGGCUCGAUGUGUGCGGCUAAGUCAAGAAGAGCUU
Mesorhabditis belari is the source of this 501-nucleotide messenger RNA. The record is from the annotation of a GenBank genome assembly. NCBI's taxonomy places the organism in Eukaryota, Metazoa, Nematoda, Chromadorea, Rhabditida, Rhabditidae.